CCACCUCUCGCACCAACCGAUCUAAAGGCGCUCGUGCAGUCUUCUCCAGUAGUCCAGUUCCAUCCGCUGCAUUUGGGUUCUUCGUCAGGGGUGGAGUAGCCUUCGCCUAGUUUCUUCUUUCCGGUGUAAUGUGCCAGCAGUUCAGUGGACGGAACUAGCCAAGAACUACCAAGGGAUCGGGGUACUGGAAGAAGAACUAGAGUUAUUGCCGAGUUCAUCGGCCAGGGGGUAAACCGAAGAUGCUUGAUAGCUACACUUGACACUUCGUAGCGGAUGAAUUAUCCAGGAAGAAUGAAUGAGACCGGAGAUGCUCUGAGGUCAUGUAUGGAGCAGCUACUGCUUUUUAGGGACGAGAAGGAGCGCCUUGUAAUUGAAGCAGCUAAUGAUCUCUCUUCCGAGCAGAAGAAAACACAAGAUUUGAAGCAAAAGUUUGAGGAUGCAAAUAAGCAGUUUGAGAAGGUCAUUGCUGAAAACUACAAUCUUCGCAACACAGUUGACUCAAAGGAGAAGUUGAUCAAAGAGCUGAAAGAAUCCAAAGCACAUUCAGAACAAAAGUUAACCGAUGCAACAGCAAAGCUCGAAUUCUCACAGAAACAAUGCGCAUCCCUUAAGUAUGAGGUGCGCAUGCUUCAGGAGGAACUUGAGAUUCGGAACAAAGAGCGGGGAUAUGACCUCAAAUCAAUACAUGCCGCUCAGAAGCAGCAGGAGGAGAGCAUCAAGAAGAUAGCUGCACUAGAAGCAGAGUGCCAGAGGCUGCGGACCAUGGUUCAGAAACGCCUGCCAGGUCCUGCAGCGUUGGCAAAAAUGAAAGACGAGGUCAAGCGACAAGGUACUAGUUCCGCUGAGAAUGGAACGAGAAGGCCCCGUGCAGUAGUGCAGCCACAGCUGGGGGCGAGGCAUUCUGUGUCUGAAGGUUACCAAGUGAAGCUGAAGGAAUUUGGUGAUGAAAACAGACAUCUCAGGCAGUUAUUGGCCCAGAAGGAGAGUGACAUGCAGUUUGUUCGGUGGAAGUACGUAGACGAGGCAUGCAAGCUGUCAAUGCUACAAAAGCAGCAUGAAGAGUUGUCUGAUAGCCAUGGUUUAACAGAGAAUAACCAUCCAGAACGAAUGGUCAUUGCAUUAGCCAAGCUGGAUCACUCAAGAUCAGGGAAGCAACAGGUGUUUCAGAUGAGAAGUAGGGGCAGAAGAAUCACAGGAUCUGACAUUCAACUGCUUGUUGAUCCUGUGGAGAUCGAGAAACUAGAGAGGGCAUCGAGGCCUUCAAGUGCCCCACAUGAGUGUAUGGACACACCUAAUGCAGACUCAAAAAUGGUUGUUUCAGAAACAGUUCACAGAGAUAUCGUCCCUGAUGAUGGUUUCUCUGACAAGUAUCCUGAGUUGAUUCAGGAUGUUUUGAAGGUGAUCAUACAUAAGCAUCAAGUUAGUAAGAUAAGUGUUGCUAGCAUUAUUGAUGAAGUAACACAUGCACUGAGGAGUGAGAUUUCUGCCAAAGGAAAUGAUGAUGCAAGCUUAUCCUAUGACAGGGAAGAAUUAAACAAAAUGGUGGCCACUCUGAGAGAAAGAGUCAGUAGCAUGGUUGAAAGAUCUACUAAAAGCAAUGUUAUGAGGUUCCAAUCAUUUUUUCAUGAGAAGUCUGAACUCACCUUGCGACUUGCACACCUGGUUCAUGUCUGUAGUGACGUGUUAGAUGGAAAGGCUAAUCUUGAAAAGCUUGCUGAUGAAGUUUGCUUGAUCCUAGAGUGGAUAGUGAGCCAAUGUUUUUGGUGUCUUGAUGGACUAGAUGUUACGGACUACAUUACUAAUAAUUCUGAUGGAAAUGAAUCCUUGUGGACAUUAAGCAUACAUGAAAAAGAUGCUAUGCAGAGUACAAAUUUAGAAAUGGAUUUUGGAAUGCAACAAGAUAAACAAAAAGAAUUGAUCGAAACAACUGAAGGCCAGAUUCCUGAUGUAACCUUACGAAAUCAUUCUCAGAUUGAGUUCAUCUCCAAGCUUGAUGCAGAGUUAUUGGCUGUUAAUGAAGGGCAGGGUGGUCGUUGUCAGGAGCAACACCUGGUAUACCGUGAAACAGAAAGUGCUGCUUCUGAUGAAAGCAAAGAAAAAAUAGCAGAAGAGGGGAAAAAACUAAAGACGACCUCAGCAAUAUCUGCAGCAGCCAAGAAGCUUGCGGAAUGCCAGGAAACGAUCGCUAACCUAAGCAAGCAGUUGCAUGCUCUAGAAAACCCGGCAAAUGCAGAUGCAUCGUACAAAGAGAAGUGUGGCACCUUACCUCCACCAGUUGCAAACCUUGUUGCUGAAGCGGAUCCCAAGCCUGAGGGUCUCAGUCCUCCCACGUCUGAAGAAGCAACACGCAUCAAAGAGCAUAGUGAGCCUGAUGCAACUGAGAAGAGCCAUGAACAUGGAGAAUCUGGCACAGGUGCAAAGGCUCGUAAAAAUGGUUCAGCCCCAAUCGUCAUUCGUCCAAUGGUUCCAAAAUCACCCAGAGCAUCUGUUUCAGCUGACGCGAGAAAGAAGAAGCGCCGUGCCAGCCUGCUGAGCCUCCUGAGUAGCCACGGGUGCAAAGGCUCGUAAAAGAAAGCAUGAAGCGGUUCCCGGAACGCUGAUCUACAAUGCUCUGCUGCUGCAGUGGACAUCAAAAUUAAUUAAGCUGCCAGUAUGCCAUCAGUAUACUUGGGUUCGUUUUUGCGUUACAAGUUAUACCUUACCUGGUCUAAGUUAUUUCCAAUAAGUUAGACCAGGCAGUAUUUGGAUGUGAGCAAUACUGUACUUGAGAAGUUUGUUGGAACCUGUUCACUACAAAAGUUUGUUAGAACCCGUUGGUUCAAUACAUACUCCCUCCGUUCAUCGAA
Messenger RNA from Setaria italica (foxtail millet), 2846 nucleotides. Its product is annotated as filament-like plant protein 4. The record is from RefSeq and is a predicted model, not a curated record. The transcript is spliced from 5 exons. Lineage: Eukaryota; Viridiplantae; Streptophyta; Magnoliopsida; Poales; Poaceae. Bases 274 to 2568 code for a protein of 764 amino acids.